AUGUCUCAUAUUGCUGUUGAGAGGAACCGGCGCAGGCAGAUGAACGAGCAUCUCAAAGUGCUUCGCUCUCUGACGCCAUCUUUCUAUAUCAAAAGGGGCGACCAAGCAUCUAUAAUUGGAGGAGCCAUAGAGUUCAUCAAGGAGUUGCAUCUCGUUCUGCACUCGCUGGAGGCCAAGAAGAAAAGAAAGAGCUUAAGUCCGAGCCCUACACCAAGCCCGAGAUCGCUGCUGCACUUCAAUCCAUCUCCGCCCAUCACUAACAACUCAUCACACGAUUCAGAGAAUAUUGUGAAGCAACUCGGAGCGUGCUGCAACUCGCCGGUCGCCGAUGUGGAGGCCAAGAUCUCGGGCUCAAACGUGCUUUUGCGAACGCUAUCAAAGCGCGUCCCUGGUCACGUCGUCAAAAUAAUAACUUUGCUAGAGAAGCUUGAUUUCGAAAUCCUUCACCUCAACAUCAGUAGCAUGGAGGAUACUGUGCUUUACUCCUUCGUCAUUAAGAUUGGAUUUGAAUGCCAACUCAGUGUAGAAGAAUUAGCUCUUGAAGUUCAACAAUGCUUCCGUCAAGGUGCGGCAUAUUGA
Messenger RNA from Ananas comosus (pineapple), 579 nucleotides. RefSeq names its product transcription factor MUTE. Gene Ontology annotation, molecular function: DNA-binding transcription factor activity; protein dimerization activity. Gene Ontology annotation, cellular component: nucleus. The coding region runs from base 1 to 579 and encodes 192 amino acids. The record is from RefSeq and is a predicted model, not a curated record. Gene Ontology annotation, biological process: positive regulation of DNA-templated transcription; stomatal complex development; guard cell differentiation. NCBI's taxonomy places the organism in Eukaryota, Viridiplantae, Streptophyta, Magnoliopsida, Poales, Bromeliaceae. The transcript has 3 exons.